CUGCAGGAGAGGGCUAGGGAGCAAGGCCAAACCCUUGAUGCUCUGACAGGAGCUGUGAAGGCACUGGCGGGACAGGUGGGUGACUUGGUGGCGGCCCUGAAGAAAUCAGGGAUCGAAGCUGGCGGCGGCGGCCAGUUGCACGGGGAGGACGGCGCGCCAGGGGAGGGGUCGAUGUCGGUGGAGGCGGCCGGCGACCACGGCGCCGCGCGGGCCUCGGCGAACACGGCGGCGGAGGGGCGAGGAGAGAAGGGCGGCGCGGCGGCCAACCCUAACCGGCUGGGGUUGCGUGCGGGCCAGGUCUCCUUUGGCCCAACCAUCAAAGAUGGGCUGCUUCCGACUCCCUCGGCCCAGGAGAAGGCGCGCGCGCGGGGCAAGGCCAAGAUGGCAGAGUACGUGGGCUUGGAUGAAGAAGAGUUGAUGGGCUUGGAGCAGGAAAGAGUUGAUGGGCUUGGAGCAGGAGUAUGAUCAUGAGCCGUGGCCCAAUGAGCCGAAUGGGCCCGGGGAGGAUUAUAACAGGGAUGAAGGA
Molecule: messenger RNA, 526 nt
Organism: Linum tenue
Lineage: Eukaryota; Viridiplantae; Streptophyta; Magnoliopsida; Malpighiales; Linaceae
Source: the annotation of a GenBank genome assembly